This is a messenger RNA of Mastomys coucha (southern multimammate mouse), 5633 nucleotides long. RefSeq names its product UDP-glucose glycoprotein glucosyltransferase 1 (gene Uggt1). The coding region runs from base 197 to 4852 and encodes 1551 amino acids. The record is from RefSeq and is a predicted model, not a curated record. Gene Ontology annotation, cellular component: endoplasmic reticulum. Gene Ontology annotation, molecular function: UDP-glucose:glycoprotein glucosyltransferase activity. NCBI's taxonomy places the organism in Eukaryota, Metazoa, Chordata, Mammalia, Rodentia, Muridae. The transcript has 41 exons.
UUGUCUUCGCCUCUAGGAAGCGGAAGUGCAGGGGCAGCUGGCAAGUGGGUUAUUGCUUUGAGAAACCGGCUUGUGAGGAGCGGCGGGAAAGGCGCGUGUCGGCUUCUCACUGGCGCAGCCUCCCUGGCGAUCGCCGCUGCCCCGCCCUGCCCAGGCGUCGUCGCAAGCACCGGAGUGGACGAAGUGCGGCUCGGGCAUGUGCAGCCGGGGGGAUGCGAACGCUGCGGAUGCUGCGGCUGCGCGGCGGGUGACAGGGCUCUGUUACAACAUGGGACUCCUGAUUGCACUGGCCUUACUGUGCCUGUUUUCCUUAGCAGAAGCCAAUUCAAAAGCCAUUACAACCUCUCUUACCACAAAGUGGUUUUCUGCUCCACUGCUGCUGGAAGCCAGUGAGUUCUUAGCAGAAGACAGUCAAGAGAAAUUUUGGAGUUUUGUAGAAGCCAGUCAAAACAUUGGAUCAUCAGAUCAUCACGAUACUGAGCAUUCCUAUUAUGAUGCCAUAUUGGAAGCUGCAUUUCAGUUCCUGUCACCUCUGCAGCAGCAUUUGUUGAAGUUUUGUCUCUCUCUCCGUUCCUACUCAGCCUCAAUUCAAGCCUUCCAGCAGAUAGCAGUUGACGAGCCUCCCCCAGAAGGAUGCAAGUCAUUUCUCUCAGUGCAUGGAAAGCAGACUUGUGAUUUAGACACUCUUGAGAGCCUGCUGCUGACUGCACCCGACAGACCUAAACCUUUAUUGUUCAAAGGAGAUCACAGAUAUCCCUCAUCAAAUCCUGAAAGUCCAGUGGUCAUUUUUUAUUCUGAGAUUGGCCAUGAAGAAUUUUCUAAUAUUCACCACCAACUUAUAUCAAAAAGCAACGAAGGCAAAAUUAAUUACGUAUUCCGACAUUAUAUAUCUAAUCCCAGGAAGGAGCCAGUUCACCUUUCUGGCUAUGGUGUGGAACUGGCGAUUAAGAGCACGGAGUACAAGGCCAAGGAUGAUACUCAGGUGAAAGGAACUGAGGUAAAUGCCACAGUCAUCGGGGAGAGCGAUCCUAUUGAUGAAGUUCAGGGAUUCCUCUUUGGAAAAUUAAGAGAACUGUACCCCACCUUGGAAGGACAGUUGAAAGAGUUCCGGAAGCACCUUGUGGAGAGCACCAAUGAGAUGGCCCCCCUGAAAGUCUGGCAGCUGCAAGAUCUCAGUUUCCAGACUGCUGCCCGCAUCUUGGCUGCUCCUGGAGCGUUAGCUCUGGUGGUGAUGAAGGACAUUAGUCAGAACUUUCCUACCAAAGCCAGAGCAAUAACAAAAACGGCUGUGAGCGCACAGCUUAGAGCGGAAGUGGAAGAGAACCAGAAGUAUUUCAAGGGAACUAUAGGAUUACAGCCCGGAGACUCAGCUCUCUUCAUCAAUGGACUUCAUAUUGAUUUAGACACCCAGGAUAUAUUCAGUCUAUUUGAUACAUUGAGGAAUGAAGCCCGGGUAAUGGAGGGUCUGCACAGACUAGGAAUAGAAGGCCUUUCUCUACAUAAUAUUUUGAAGCUGAACAUCCAGCCUUCUGAAACUGACUAUGCAGUGGACAUCAGGAGUCCUGCUAUUUCCUGGGUCAACAACCUAGAGGUCGAUAGCCGAUAUAACUCAUGGCCUUCAAGCUUACAAGAGUUACUUCGCCCCACGUUUCCUGGUGUUAUCAGGCAGAUCAGAAAGAACCUGCAUAACAUGGUCUUCAUUGUUGAUCCUGUCCAUGAGAACACAGCUGAGUUGCUGAGUGUCGCGGAGAUGUUCCUCAGCAAUCACAUACCACUGAGGAUUGGUUUUAUCUUUGUGGUCAAUGAUUCUGAAGAUGUUGAUGGGAUGCAAGAUGCUGGAGUCGCUGUUCUGAGAGCGUAUAAUUAUGUAGUUCAGGAAGUGGAUGGCUACCAUGCCUUUCAGACUCUCACACAUAUCUAUAACAAGGUGAGGACUGGAGAAAAAGUGAAUGUUGAGCACGUGGUCAGUGUCUUGGAGAAGAAGUACCCAUAUGUCGAAGUGAAUAGCAUACUGGGGAUUGAUUCUGCUUACGAUCAGAAUCGGAAGGAAGCAAGAGAAUACUAUGAGCAGACUGGAGUAGGCCCCCUGCCUGUUGUCUUGUUCAAUGGAAUGCCCUUUGAAAAGGAGCAGUUAGACCCCGAUGAGCUGGAAACCAUCACAAUGCACAAGAUCUUGGAGACAACCACUUUCUUCCAAAGAGCUGUGUACUUGGGUGAACUGUCACAUGAUCAAGAUGUGGUAGAGUACAUCAUGAAUCAGCCGAGUGUUGUUCCAAGAAUCAACUCUAGGAUUUUGACAGCUAAGCGAGAGUAUCUGGAUCUAACCGCAAGCAAUAAUUUUUAUGUGGAUGAUUUUGCCAGAUUUUCUACUUUGGACUCUCGGGGCAAGACUGCUGCUAUUGCCAACAGUAUGAACUAUCUGACAAAAAAAGGAAUGUCCUCCAAGGAAAUCUAUGAUGACUCCUUUAUUAGGCCAGUGACUUUUUGGAUCGUUGGAGAUUUUGAUAGCCCUUCUGGGCGGCAGCUACUAUAUGAUGCCAUUAAACAUCAGAAAACCAGUAACAAUGUUAGGAUAAGUAUGAUCAACAAUCCGAGCCAAGAGAUCAGUGAGUCAAGCACUCCCAUCUUCAGAGCCAUCUGGGCAGCUCUCCAGACACAGGCUUCCAACUCCGCUAAGAACUUCAUUGCCAAGAUGGCCAAAGAGGAGACGGCAGAGGCCCUGGCCGCAGGCGUGGACAUCAGCGAAUUCUCUGUCGGGGGCAUGGAUGUCAGUCUUUUUAAAGAGGUCUUUGAGUCUUCCAGAAUGGAUUUCAUUUUGUCUCAUGCCCUGUACUGCAGGGAUGUUCUGAAGCUGAAGAAGGGACAGCGAGUGGUGAUCAGCAACGGAAGGAUUAUUGGGCCACUGGAGGACAAUGAGCUCUUCAACCAAGAUGAUUUCCACCUCCUGGAAAAUAUCAUCCUGAAAACAUCGGGACAGAAAAUAAAAUCUCAUAUCCAACAGCUUCAUGUAGAAGAAGAUGUGGCCAGUGAUUUGGUAAUGAAGGUGGAUGCUCUCCUGUCAGCGCAACCCAAAGGAGAGGCAAGGAUCGAGUACCAAUUCUUUGAAGAUAAACACAGUGCAAUUAAACUGAAACCCAAAGAAGGGGAGACAUACUAUGAUGUGGUAGCUGUUGUUGACCCUGUCACAAGAGAAGCACAGAGGCUCGCCCCUCUGCUCUUGGUUUUGACUCAGCUGAUAAAUAUGAAUCUAAGAGUGUUUAUGAAUUGCCAGUCCAAGCUUUCUGACAUGCCUUUAAAAAGCUUUUACCGUUAUGUCUUAGAGCCAGAGAUUUCUUUCACUGCAGACAACAGCUUUGCUAAGGGACCAAUAGCAAAGUUUCUGGAUAUGCCACAGUCUCCGCUGUUUACUUUGAAUUUGAACACACCUGAGAGUUGGAUGGUAGAAUCUGUCAGAACACCAUAUGAUCUGGAUAAUAUUUAUCUGGAAGAGGUGGACAGUAUAGUGGCUGCUGAGUAUGAGCUGGAAUAUCUGUUAUUAGAAGGUCAUUGUUAUGACAUCACCACAGGCCAGCCCCCUCGAGGACUACAGUUCACUUUAGGAACUUCAGCCAACCCAACAAUUGUGGACACAAUCGUGAUGGCCAAUCUGGGAUAUUUUCAGCUCAAAGCCAAUCCGGGAGCCUGGAUUCUGAGACUGAGAAAGGGACGCUCAGAUGACAUUUAUAGGAUCUACAGCCAUGAUGGUACAGAUUCCCCUCCUGAUGCAAAUGACGUUGUUGUCAUCCUCAAUAACUUCAAGAGCAAGAUCAUCAAAGUGAAGGUUCAAAAGAAGGCAGACAUGGCUAAUGAAGACUUGCUGAGUGACGGGACAAAUGAGAACGAGUCCGGAUUCUGGGACUCAUUCAAGUGGGGCUUCUCAGGACAGAAGACUGAAGAAGUGAAGCAAGAUAAAGAUGACAUAAUCAAUAUUUUCUCUGUUGCAUCUGGUCAUCUCUAUGAAAGGUUUCUUCGCAUCAUGAUGCUAUCAGUCCUGAAGAAUACCAAAACUCCUGUGAAAUUCUGGUUCUUGAAGAAUUAUUUGUCCCCCACAUUUAAGGAGUUUAUACCUUACAUGGCCAAAAAAUACAAUUUCCAGUAUGAGCUUGUUCAGUACAAAUGGCCACGGUGGCUUCACCAGCAGACGGAGAAGCAGCGAAUCAUCUGGGGCUACAAGAUCCUUUUCCUGGAUGUGCUUUUCCCACUGGUUGUUGACAAAUUCCUCUUUGUGGAUGCUGAUCAGAUUGUACGGACAGAUCUGAAGGAGCUAAGAGAUUUUAAUUUGGAUGGUGCGCCUUACGGUUACACGCCCUUCUGUGACAGUAGGAGAGAAAUGGAUGGCUACCGCUUCUGGAAGUCAGGGUACUGGGCCAGCCAUUUGGCUGGACGAAAGUAUCACAUCAGUGCGCUGUAUGUCGUGGAUCUGAAGAAGUUUAGGAAAAUAGCUGCUGGUGACAGACUCAGGGGGCAGUACCAAGGUCUGAGUCAGGACCCCAACAGUCUUUCAAAUCUCGAUCAAGAUCUGCCCAAUAACAUGAUCCAUCAGGUGCCGAUCAAAUCACUCCCUCAGGAAUGGCUCUGGUGUGAGACAUGGUGUGAUGAUGCCUCGAAGAAGCGGGCCAAGACCAUCGACCUGUGUAAUAAUCCCAUGACUAAGGAGCCCAAACUGGAGGCUGCUGUGCGGAUCGUCCCUGAGUGGCAAGACUACGACCAGGAGAUCAAGCAGCUGCAGACCCUCUUCCAAGAGGAAAAGGAGCUGGGGACCCUGCACAAAGAGGAGACACAGGAAGGGUCUCAGAAGCAUGAAGAAUUAUGAUCUCUGGAGGAAGAUGGGAAACCCACCUUGACAGUUUUGUACUAAAUGCUGUUUUCUCUGAUCUGUCGAUACAACUGCUGAUGAACUGAUUGGGCAGGUGUACCACACCUAUUGAUCUGAGCAUUUGAUUUAGACUACUGCACCCUAGUGGGUGCUAGAUCCUUGGGGCUAAGGCUCUGUUGGAUUUGUACCUCAGAGGAAGACAAGUGGCUGGUCUUCUGGAACUCCUCUUCUCACCAGAGGGAGAAAUGCUGGCAGCAACUGCAAGAAGCCCAGUCCUUCAGUGCCCACAUCCCAGAGCACACAUUGCUGUGCUGGCCCAGAAGCUGGGCAGAAAGGUCACCAUGUUCUUCCUUACCUCAGUUUACCUGCAGCCCCUGCUGCAGUGCAGAUGCCCACCCUGCACCAGGCCAGGCCGGCAGGUGCUUCAGCCAUGCCUCAAGGUCUACACCAACAUGCUUCUCACAUCUCCUUCCCCCCUUCCCGAGCAUUAGGCUCAUUGUUUAAUUGAACCCAACCAAUAAUCAUGUGUCUUCAGGGUUGGCUCAGUGCAGUUGCUACACAAAUCAGUCUUCAGGAGAACCGGGGUGGUGUAGAUAGGGUGGGAAAUCGGCAGGUGGCGCAAAGUGUUAGGGUGUUCAAGGGAAGACAAAAAUAUUGGCCAUUCUCUUCAGUCCACCGUGGCUGAAUUCAAAGGAAGCUUUAUUCUGUUCCCAGUGAACUUUCUAGAUAAUUGUUUUGUAAACAACUUUUAUAUUUAUGAAAAUGUGUGCUUUCUCUU